Messenger RNA from Pyrenophora tritici-repentis Pt-1C-BFP, 762 nucleotides. The record is from RefSeq and is a predicted model, not a curated record. Lineage: Eukaryota; Fungi; Ascomycota; Dothideomycetes; Pleosporales; Pleosporaceae.
AUGGCAGCUAUGGAAAUGUCCUCGUUGGGCGCACGCUCUCUAAACCACAACUCCUCGGAUGCAGAAGCCGAGUAUGACCGUCUCCGAGACCUUGCGCGACAAGAAGCCGCCAAACGAUCCUCAUGCUUCGACCGCGCGCAUCAGGCCUACGAAUCCGGCGACGGCGCACGCGCCCACGAGCUCUCGGAAGAAGGAAAGGCCCAUGCCGCCAAAAUGGACCAAUACAACCGACAGGCGCGCGACUACAUAUUUCGGGAGAACAAUGCUGAAGGUCGCGUUGCCAGCGACACCAUCGACCUGCACGGCCUCUUCGUCGAAGAAGCAGAGGACGUACUAGAAGAGCGUAUCAGAGUAGCACGUCAACGCGGCGAGAACCAUCUCCACGUCAUCGUGGGCAAGGGCAACCACAGCAAGAACCAUGUUCAGAAGAUUAAACCACGCGUGGAACAGGUGUGUCGUGAGUUGGGGUUGCAGUAUAGGACGGAGGAGAACGAGGGUAGAAUCUUUGUUAAUCUCCAGGGUGGUGAUGUACAUGAGAUGCCGCCGCCGCCGCAGGCGCCGAGUUAUGGGGGAUAUCCUGGACAGCAUGGUGGUGGGCAGCAACAUGGUGGUCAACAUCAUGGCGGCCAACAGCACGGUGGACAGCAACAUGGUGGACAACAGCAAGGGCAACAGCAGGGUCAGAACGACGAGAUUGAGCAGAUGGUUAAGAAGGGUUUGCCCAAGUUGCUCAAGAUGUUCAAGUGCUGCACUGUUAUGUAG